CUCAGCAAAACGACAAUCUGAAGACAGCAGACAGCAUGAUCCUGGUCGAUAUUGACGAUGUACCUGAAGCUCCAGUCUUUUCCAGUGCCCUGUAUUCAUCCCAGAUCUACAGUAUUUCCCCUUACAAGUUCCCCGUAGUUGCGGUCAAGGCCACUGAUCCAGAUGUGGGUGACACUGAGACUCUGCAGUACUCCCUGGUGGAGCCCAGCACUGCGUUUGCUGUAGAGCCCUCUAGUGGCCAGGUGUAUGUAGUGUCUGCUGCAGCUGAGAUCAGGGAGGUGACAGUGCGGGUGAAGGUGGAGGACAGAUUGGGGCUUCAUGCCGUCACCACAGUGGAGAUAACAGUGUUGCAGAGUGACAGUAACAACGUGGCCGUUCUGACUCUCAACAAGGCAGCCAAGACCGUAGAGGACAGCAUCCCUGAAGUGGAAACGGCAUUGGGAAGGGCACUGAGUUGGACCAUAAAGGUUCUGAGUGUCACCAGUAACACUUCCCUCUUCAGGAGAGAAGCAGCCUCCACAACACUCGUCAACUUCCUCGCAAUGCAACCCGGCAGCACACAACCCAUCUCAAAUGAGCAGAUUAUCCAGCGUCUGGAGACUGAGGGUGAACGUGUGAAUCAGGAACUGAGUGCAGUGUUUGGUCCUGGGCUGGAGGUGGGUGUAGGGGAAGGGCCUACAGGGGGAAACCUGAGCGCAGACAGCCAGCCCACCAUCAUCACACUGGGGGUGUUGCUGGGCAUAUUCAUAGUUUUGCUGCCCAUCACUGCUGUGGUAACAAACAAGCUGGCCAAAAGACGACAAGGUGUCAGCCUGUUUUCGGACGAUCAGGACGCAGUGACUCAACUGUAG
Molecule: messenger RNA, 851 nt
Organism: Engraulis encrasicolus (European anchovy)
Lineage: Eukaryota; Metazoa; Chordata; Actinopteri; Clupeiformes; Engraulidae
Product: protocadherin alpha-C1-like
Exons: 8
Coding region: 36-851 (271 amino acids)
Biological process (GO): homophilic cell-cell adhesion
Cellular component (GO): plasma membrane
Molecular function (GO): calcium ion binding
Source: RefSeq, a predicted model, not a curated record